UCUUCUCUCUCUCCUCUCUCUCUCUCUCUCUCUCUCCUCUCUCUCUCUCUCUCUCAGAGCAGCAUUAGAUGCCUGGGUGUCAGCGACUCUACUGUCAGUUCGUCGUCUUUGUCAGAGAUGGAGAAUGGAGGUGAGGACACGGAGUCUCUGUGGGAGUCAGUGGAGAGUAACCGCUACAUCUUAAGUCGCUACAUUUCGCCUGGUAAACUGACUCCCUACCUGCGCCAAUGUAAGGUUCUAGACGAACAGGACGAAGAUGAGGUCUUAAACUCACUACUACUGGUCUCUAAGGUCAACCGCACAGGUCGUCUGUUAGACAUUCUUCAUGGUAAAGGAGAGCGAGGUUAUGUGGUUUUUCUGGAGAGUCUUGAGUUCUAUUAUCCUGACCUUUACAAGCUGGUGACUGGCAAGGAGCCCACCAGACGCUUCUCCACUAUCGUUGUGGAGGAGGGUCAUGAAGGGUUAACCCAGUUCCUGAUGAAUGAAGUCAUCAAGCUACAGCAGCAGGCCAAAGCUAAAGAUGUCCAGAGAGUUGACCUCAUUGGGAAACAGCGCACCCUGGAGGAUGAACAGAAAAAACUACGCCUGACCAACCAGGAACUAUCAGCCUUCCAGCAGAGAUACAACAAGAUGAAGGAAGAUAGGAACAACUACAAUGAUGAGCUACUGAGGGUGAAGGAUGAGAACUAUAAACUGGCCAUGCGGUAUGCAACGCUCAGCGAGGAGAAGAACAUGGCUGUGAUGAGGAGCAGGGACCUGCAGCUGGAGAUCGACCAGCUGAAACACAGACUAAACAAGCUAGAGGAGGAAUGUAAGAUGGAGAGAAAACAGAGUCUGAAACUGAAGAACGACAUCGAGAACCGACCGAGAAAAGAACAGAUCUUCGAACUGGAGAGAGAGAACGAGGUUCUGAAGAUCAAACUGCAGGAGCUGCAAUCUAUCAUACAGCCAGGGCCUCUGCCUGCGUCUGACAAGGCGAUCCUGGACAUUCUGGAACACGACCGCCAGGAGGCGUUAGAAGACAGACAAGACCUGGUCAACAGACUGUACAACCUGCAUGAGGAGAUAAGGCAGGCUGAGGAGCUACGAGACAAGUACCUUGAGGAGAAAGAGGAUCUGGAGCUCAGGAGCUCUACACUACAGAAGGACUGUGAGAUGUACAGAAACAGGAUGAACACCAUCAUUAUACAGCUGGAGGAGGUGGAGAAGGAGAGAGACCAGGCGUUCCGAGCCAGAGAUGAAGCCCAGCACCAAUUCUCUCAGGGUCUGGUUGAUAAAGACAAGUACAGGAAACAGAUCAGAGAGUUGGAGGAGAGGAGUGAUGAGCUGCACAUAGUGAUUGUUCAUAAAGAUGCUAAGAUCGUCACUUUGGAGUCCAGACUGAGACGCCUAUCGAAAGAUACUGCUAUGGACCAGAGUUUGCCCAGAGACAUCCCCCCAACUGUCAUCGCUCAGGUGAUGGGGGAGGAGCCUAAAUCUCUUGGCCAAUCAGAGGGCUCCAGUGACGAGUCGCCAGAGGAGAAGUUCUUCCUACCAGAACCCCGCCUCAAGAGACGACCCAACCUGAAAGCAGUGAUUACCAGAGUGAAGUCUCCAGUCUCCACCCCCAAAACUCUGGACCCGCCAAUCAACACAGAGGACAGUCUCCGUGCAGCUGGUGGUGGAGCGUCUCCAGAUGUGAUGAUGUCAGAGAGUAACCUAACCCUGACCCUGAGCAGCACAUGUCCCCCCUCCCCUUCCCACUCCCCCUUCCCCAUCCGCCCCAACACAGAGCUGCCCAGCAAGACUACCAUGCUGCGCUACCGUAACGACAGCAUCAUGUCCACCAACCCCGAGCCGCCAGGAAACGCAUCACUGGUCCGUCGGACGCGAGAGGGAGAGACUGACUUCCAGCCCCGCGGCCUCUGUGACUUUGAAUAUGAGUGUGUAGACAACAUGGAUUAUGAUGAGGAAAUGGAAACACGUGGUCCUCCCUCACUCCACUCCUCCUCCUCCUCCCAUCAGUCAGAAUGUUUAGAUUCCUACGACCUGGAGACCGUCAACAACAUUUUCAGGAAACUGUCCCUGGAGAGGUACACCCCCCCCCUCUCACACCCACCAACACACACACACACACACACACACACACACACACACCCCUAGUGUAUCUUACCCCCC
This is a messenger RNA of Oncorhynchus kisutch (coho salmon), 2157 nucleotides long. Its product is annotated as caspase recruitment domain-containing protein 11-like. The record is from RefSeq and is a predicted model, not a curated record. NCBI's taxonomy places the organism in Eukaryota, Metazoa, Chordata, Actinopteri, Salmoniformes, Salmonidae. The transcript has 16 exons. Gene Ontology annotation, cellular component: cytoplasm. Gene Ontology annotation, biological process: regulation of apoptotic process. Gene Ontology annotation, molecular function: CARD domain binding. Bases 118 to 2142 code for a protein of 674 amino acids.